CAUUUUCUGUUUCUUUAAGAUGAGCUCCUCAGACAGGUGACCAUCGACUGUGCUGAGAGGGGCCGGCUGCUCUCGCGGGUCAGAGAUGAGAUUCAAAUGACUAUUGCUGCCUACCGGACUCUGAAUGAAAACAGUGUGGCCUUUGGGAUGAGGAAAGCCCUUCAGUCAGAGUCAAAGGUUGACAUGGAGAAAAAAAUUACUGAUCUUGACGAUGAGAAACUGGAGCUGAAGAAGCAACUGAACGAACUCAAGUCUCAAUGUGAUGCCAUUGAAAAACGAAAAACUGAAAGGCGACAGAUUGAAGAAAAGAAGCACGUGGAACAGAUCCAGUUCUUCAAGAGAACCAACCUGCAGCUCAAGACCUGACUGGAAUUGAUCCUCACACCAAAGAAGUAACAACACCAUCAAUAACAGAGUGGCCAUUUGACUGCACACAAUGUAACAUUUGUCUUGUUUCUAAAUAUCUAUCAAUGUAAAUUCCACGCAGUGUACUCAGAAAGAGUUUCAUUUAUUCCAAC
This is a messenger RNA of Labrus mixtus (cuckoo wrasse), 518 nucleotides long. RefSeq names its product 33 kDa inner dynein arm light chain, axonemal-like. The transcript is spliced from 3 exons. Gene Ontology annotation, molecular function: dynein heavy chain binding. The coding region runs from base 97 to 366 and encodes 89 amino acids. The record is from RefSeq and is a predicted model, not a curated record. Lineage: Eukaryota; Metazoa; Chordata; Actinopteri; Labriformes; Labridae. Gene Ontology annotation, cellular component: axoneme; filopodium.